Guillardia theta CCMP2712 is the source of this 225-nucleotide messenger RNA. RefSeq lists its product as hypothetical. Bases 1 to 225 code for a protein of 74 amino acids. The record is from RefSeq and is a predicted model, not a curated record. Lineage: Eukaryota; Cryptophyceae; Pyrenomonadales; Geminigeraceae. The transcript has a single exon.
AUGUUUGCACUUCUCGUUCAGUUGCACAAGGUGGGGGACAUUGCAGUCACUCAGUUCCUCUCUACCUCUACCCAGAUUGAGUCUGCUGGAGACACCGAGUCUCUGGACGUCGCUGGCUCAAUCCCGACCAUUUCUCCUGAGCUCAUGGCGAAAGAGAAAGAUAAGGCAAAGCAGGGCUUCUGCGAGACUGGAUUGUGGAACUGCACAGACUUGUGGGGACCUUAA